UUGCUAGCCAGCCGGUCGUUUCACAAGAUGGUUGGGGUCAUCCACCGCCGAGUUCGUCACUUUAAGAAUGGCGUGCCACCAGAGGCGCGGGACACGGAGAUUGAGAAGUCUGGUUCUGCUGCAAACUCAUUUUUCCAGUACUUCAAGGAAGAAAUCAAAGACCAGAUGAGAGGUAAACCCCCCAAAAAGUUCUGACUUGAAAUGAGGGGGUAUUCCCACUCUUCCGGCGUCGACGUUUUCCUUGACAUCCAUGAUUUAUGAUACCCAUCAAUUCAUUAUAUGCUUGGUUGCUGUUGUCUGUUUCUCAUCUGACCCUUUUCCCACUACAUCACCAUGUACCCGUAGUACACCGGAUGAAGAUUGGGUUGUAGCUCUUGAGCACCAUGAGCCAUGUCCCUCAUUCCAUCCAAAGACUUCGAUGGCUUCAUCCGCUUUGCCCUACCGCGUUUCUUUGGACUAUUGGGUUGGGCUUUGAAAGUCGAAGCGUACAUAUAUAGUGUUAGGUGCAAGUCAGGCGUAGUCGACAAUCAGCGUUGUUUCUUCCGAUACGGGAAGAUGCAAUCAUAGCCGGCUAUCGCUGGGAAUGGAAAGAUCCAUAGUAUCCAUGUGACGUGUAGAUCGGGAAAACCGGAUGGCAGGAUCUGUAUGUUUCAUACCCACUCUCAGGGACGCCGGCACGAGUUUGCACCACUG
Molecule: messenger RNA, 693 nt
Organism: Aspergillus sclerotioniger CBS 115572
Lineage: Eukaryota; Fungi; Ascomycota; Eurotiomycetes; Eurotiales; Aspergillaceae
Exons: 2
Coding region: 28-195 (55 amino acids)
Source: RefSeq, a predicted model, not a curated record